Molecule: messenger RNA, 2617 nt
Organism: Cuscuta europaea
Lineage: Eukaryota; Viridiplantae; Streptophyta; Magnoliopsida; Solanales; Convolvulaceae
Source: the annotation of a GenBank genome assembly
CAGCAUCAACCACCCGCCCUUCCCACACUCCCCUCAUUUCCUCCUUAAUUCCAAAACAACCAAACACUUUCCCCUCUUUCUUCAUCUUUAAUUCUCUGUUUUUCGAGUAAUGGAGGGCGCAUCGUUUGAAAAUGGCCACAACAUCGACGCCGGCCUCUGCAUGAAAGCUGCUGCUGAUCCGCUCAACUGGGCCGCGGCUGCCGAGUCGCUCAUGGGCAGCCACUUGGAGGAAGUCAAGCGGAUGGUGGCCGAGUACAGGAAGCCCGUGGUCGAGCUCCGAGGCAAGACGCUCUCCGUCGCUCAGGUCGCCUCCAUCGCCGCCCAUGACAAUGCAGUCAAGGUCGAGCUCUCCGAGGCGGCCCGGGCCGGCGUCAAGGCCAGCAGCGAUUGGGUCAUGGACAGCAUGAACAAGGGGACUGACAGCUACGGCGUCACCACCGGCUUCGGCGCCACCUCCCACCGGAGAACCAAGCAGGGCCAUGCUCUCCAACAGGAGCUCAUCAGGUUCUUGAAUGCCGGAAUCUUUGGGAAUGGAACAGGGUCAGGCCACACCCUGCCCCACUCAGCCACCCGGGCAGCCAUGCUCGUCAGAAUCAACACCCUUCUCCAGGGCUACUCCGGCAUCAGGUUUGAGAUCCUGGAAACAAUCACCAAACUCCUCAACCACAACGUCACUCCGUGCCUCCCCCUCCGCGGCACCAUCACGGCCUCUGGCGAUCUCGUCCCGUUGUCCUACAUUGCCGGUUUGCUCACGGGCAGGCCCAACUCUAAAGCUGUGGGCCCCAACGGGGAGACCCUCACCGCAGAGGAGGCAUUUCGCCUGGCCGGGAUCUCCGGUGGGUUUUUCGAGCUGCAGCCCAAGGAAGGACUUGCGCUUGUGAAUGGCACUGCAGUGGGUUCUGGCUUGGCAUCUAUGGUCCUCUUUGACGCCAAUGUGCUCGCGGUUUUAUCCGAGGUUCUGUCCGCGGUUUUCGCGGAGGUCAUGAAUGGGAAACCUGAGUUCACCGACCACCUGACCCACAAAUUGAAGCAUCACCCUGGCCAGAUUGAGGCAGCGGCCAUCAUGGAGCACAUUUUGGAUGGGAGCUAUUACAUGAAAGCUGCUCAAAAGCUGCACGAGACCGACCCGUUGCAGAAACCGAAGCAAGACCGUUAUGCUCUACGGACAUCGCCUCAGUGGCUCGGCCCUCAGAUUGAGGUCAUACGGGCUGCAACCAAAAUGAUUGAGCGUGAGAUCAACUCUGUCAAUGACAACCCCUUAAUCGAUGUAUCAAGAAACAAGGCAUUGCACGGCGGGAACUUCCAAGGCACCCCGAUCGGUGUGUCCAUGGACAACACCCGGUUAGCACUAGCCUCCAUUGGAAAGCUCUUGUUCGCCCAAUUCUCUGAGCUCGUAAACGAUUAUUACAACAACGGUUUGCCAUCCAACCUGACUGCGGGCCGGAAUCCGAGUCUUGAUUACGGCUUCAAGGGUGCUGAGAUUGCAAUGGCUUCCUACUGCUCGGAGCUCCAGUUCUUGGCUAACCCAGUCACUAACCACGUCCAGAGCGCUGAGCAGCACAACCAAGAUGUCAACUCAUUGGGUUUGAUAUCUGCGAGGAAGACCGCUGAGGCUGUGGAUGUACUCAAACUCAUGUCAUCCACGUUCCUCGUGGCCAUCUGCCAGGCUAUUGAUCUGAGGCACUUGGAGGAGAACUUGAAGAAUGGGGUGAAGAACACAGUCAGCCAGGUGGCGAAGAGGACUCUCACAACGGGUGUCAACGGGGAGCUUCACCCGUCGAGGUUCUGCGAGAAGGACUUGCUCCGGGUGGUCGACCGUGAGUACGUCUUUGCGUAUGCAGACGACGCGUGCAGUGCGAACUACCCGCUGAUGCAGAAGCUGAGGCAAGUCCUGGUGGACCAUGCGCUGGAGAACGGGGACAAUGAGAAGAACUUGAGCACUUCAAUAUUCCAUAAGAUUGCUGCUUUUGAAGACGAGCUGAAGGUGGUUCUUCCCAAGGAAGUGGAGGCUGUGAGAGUGGCCCUUGAGAGUGGGAACCCAGCCAUUCCAAACAGGAUCAAGGAGUGCCGGUCUUAUCCUCUCUACAAGUUCGUUCGUGAGGAGCUCGGAACGGAGGUGCUGACGGGGGAGAAGGUGAAAUCGCCAGGGGAGGUGUGUGACAUGGUGUUCACUGCAAUGUGUGAGGGAGGGAUCAUUGAUCCUUUGUUGGAAUGCCUCAAGAGCUGGGACGGGGCUCCUCUUCCCAUCUGUUAAAAUCAAUCAAUUAAUUAUACUUUUGUUUGCAAUUUUAAAUUCUAAUUUUUAUUUGUUGGAUGUUUGGAAAGCCAUUCCUCUUGUGAUCCUCAAUAUGCUAUGUGGAAGCUAGCUACGCUAGUUAGAAGCCUUAAAGUUGGGAUGGCUCUUGUUGUAUCUACCACAGUUGCCUCUUCUUUUCUUUCAUCAGUCCAACAUAAAUGCCAAGCAAUGCUCAUUUUAAGUUCUUUUUUAUUAUGAUUAUGAUGAUGAUUUAUGUCAUGUCUACCCAAUAAUGCAAGUUGUUGCGCCAACGAACAAAUAAAUUAAGUGCGUGCACUACUUUUCCCUUAUUGGGAAAUUGAAUAAAAUCACAUUCCAUUC